Oncorhynchus kisutch (coho salmon) is the source of this 1156-nucleotide messenger RNA. Its product is annotated as voltage-dependent T-type calcium channel subunit alpha-1G-like. Gene Ontology annotation, molecular function: high voltage-gated calcium channel activity. Bases 362 to 784 code for a protein of 140 amino acids. Gene Ontology annotation, cellular component: voltage-gated calcium channel complex; membrane. Gene Ontology annotation, biological process: calcium ion import across plasma membrane. Lineage: Eukaryota; Metazoa; Chordata; Actinopteri; Salmoniformes; Salmonidae. The transcript has 4 exons. The record is from RefSeq and is a predicted model, not a curated record.
CUGUCAGGCUUUCAGAGCGGAGCUGAUCGGGGAUGCACUAGAACACCCUCCGUUACCGGCCGUAUGACCGUAUGUUUUGGUUCUAAAGUUCCAAACCUCUCUCUUUCUCUGAGACUGCGGUGUGCUUUGAGACAACGUGACUGGUGAGGUUUUUUCUCCCCUGUUGGAUAUUGGGAUUUUAACUGGAGCUCACCGACAGCGAGACGAGAGCAGUGGCUGGAUAACAGAUAACGGAUAUUACCGGGGAAACAGAAGCACGCAGAUGGAAUACCACGGUUUGCGGAGUUUACGGGAGUGUUUACGGGAGUGAAGCUCUCCUAGCGGAUGGACUCUCCUCUCAACGGCUCUCUCCGGUUCAGUCAUGACUGACGGGGGGGAGAGAGAACCGGAGGAAGAGGAGGAGAGAGAACCGGAGGAAGAGGAGAAGGAAAGGGUGAGAGUCCCUUUACCGGGCCAGAGGUCUGAGGGUCAGGGACAGACAGGUGAGGAAGAGGAGGAGCUCCCGUACCCUUCUCUCUACCCUGUGGUUCUGUUUCGUCUCUCCCAGACCUCCCCACCUCGCUGCUGGUGCAUCAAGGCUGUCUGCCACCCGUGGUUUGAGCGUGUCUCCAUGCUGGCUAUUCUUCUGAACUGUGUGACGUUGGGAAUGUUCCAGCCCUGUGACGACGUUCACUGUCUCAACAACCGUUGCUCUUUCCUACAGGCUCUGGAUGACGGUAUCUUUGUGUUCUUUGCGGUGGAGAUGCUGGUGAAGAUGGUGGCUCUGGGUGUUCUAGGUAGGUGACCUUUUUAAAGUGGGAAUUUCAAAGUUUAGAAUAAAACAAUUAUGAAAAAUACCUACUCUGAAACCUCUCAUUCCUCCGACGGAGACGUUUCUAUAGUAGAACAGGCCUGAAUGUCCUCUCAUUCUCCAACAGAGACGUUUCUAUAGUAGAACAGGCCUGAAUGUCCUCUCAUUCUCCAACAGAGACGUUUCUAUAGUAGAACAGGCCUGAAUGUCCUCUCAUUCUCCAACAGAGACGUUUCUAUAGUAGAACAGGCCUGAAUGUCCUCUCAUUCUCCAACAGAGACGUUUCUAUAGUAGAACAGGCCUGAAUGCCCUCUCAUUCUUGUUCCUGCAUGUAUAGACGAUGUAAUGUAUCGUAGAUGAUAUCAG